Messenger RNA from Syngnathoides biaculeatus (alligator pipefish), 2033 nucleotides. RefSeq names its product major facilitator superfamily domain containing 1-like (gene mfsd1l). The record is from RefSeq and is a predicted model, not a curated record. Lineage: Eukaryota; Metazoa; Chordata; Actinopteri; Syngnathiformes; Syngnathidae. Bases 580 to 2031 code for a protein of 483 amino acids. Gene Ontology annotation, molecular function: transmembrane transporter activity. Gene Ontology annotation, biological process: transmembrane transport. The transcript has 13 exons.
GGGUCAAUUAGAUGAAACGAUGCCAUGGUGACUGUUGAGGGUCAAAUGUUUUUAAAACGCGUUAUCCAUAUUGUUAGCCAACAGUUCCAAAGACUAUCAAUUAUGUCGUAAUUAGUCCAGAAUUUUCCACUAAAUUUUAUUGUACGAAAACGAGGUGGCGUUUAUUUAAUGACGUAUAGCACCGAGCCUUUGUGUGCUGAUAGCCAAAUCCACAAAAUUCGUUAUAAAUAGUAGAACAGUUUCCUCUUACGAAAAGGAAAAAUAGAUAUUCGAUAUGAAAAAAAUAAUGUUGAGUAAAACUGUUCCUCUCGAUGAAGGAAGAUAACGUUUGUAAAAGCACAAUGUCAAUAAAGUUUUCCAGUGCUUCGAGUGUCACGUGAGGACGGUAGGAAAAUCACGCAUGCGCACUGUGCGCACUGACUUGUAAACACAACGUUCCGCCAUGACAGUGAACCGGACGCAUCCACGUUGUCGUCAGAUCUGAUUUGUUUGGCCGCUCCAUGUAAACAAGACUGCAGAAGCUCCCGUGAGUUGGACUUUUCCCCACUUUUCCAAUCAGUCAUCUGAUAUCCUUUCACCAUGGCGCAACCGGCAGAAAAAGAUUACUAUCGCUUCGUGGUGCUGUUCUUCAACUGCCUGUUGACGUUCGGCUCCUACUUCUGCUUCGACAUGCCCAGCGUUUUGCAAAACCAGUUUCAAGGGAACCUGACUUGCCCCAACGCGACAGUGAUCAACGGGACGGCGGACUGCGUGGAGGGCUUGGGGAUGACCCCCCAGGAGUACAAUCUUCUUUACGCUAUCUAUGCGUGGACGAACGCCGUCGUGGUGAUCCUGGCUGGCUUCCUGAUCGACAAAUUGGGGAACCGAUUCGGCGUCUUCCUCUUCUCCUUCCUGUGCGUUUUGGGCUCCUCCCUGUUCGCCCUGGGCUCCCACUUCAAAGGAAGCGCCUACCUGCUGCCGCUCAUGCUCACAGGGCGGCUGCUGUUCGGAUCGGGCAACGGAUCCCUGACCAUCGUGCAGAACCGCAUCACCGCCUUCUGGUUCAAGGGGAAGGAACUGGCCUUAGCCUUCGGACUGACCUUGGCCUUCUCUCGCUUGGGCUCAGUCCUCAACUUCUUCCUCACGCAGCGCUUUGAGGAAAGAUUCGGCAUGCAGUGGACCCUUUGGGGCGGCGCCAUCUUGUGCGUCCUGGGUUUCACGUCGGCCAUCGUAGUCAGCUCCCUGGACAAGGUGGGAAUGAGGCAGCUCGGUCUUGAAGGCGUCAUCCAAGAGGAAUCGCGCAAAGUGCGAAUUCAGGACGUGAAGCAGCUGUCGCUGAGAUACUGGCUGCUGGUUCUCACCAUCAUGUUCUUUUAUAACGGAAUCUUCCCGUUCAUUGCGGACGCCAGUAAAUUCAUUCAGGAUAAGUACGACGGCUACGCUCAGAAGGAGGCCGCCUACAUCGCUGGCGCCGUUUACGACAGCUCACUGGUCCUCUCGGCCAGCGUGGGCAUUCUCAUAGAUUACGUGGGUCUGCGAGGGAUUUUCGCCGUGUCCUGUGCCGUCCUCACGCUGCCCGUCUUCGGACUCCUGGCCUUCACCUUCGUGGCUCCUCUGGUCUCCACCAUCUGGCUGGGGGUCACCUACUCCUUUGCCGCCGCGAGCAUGUGGCCAUCCAUCCCUCUCGUGGUACCUCAAGCGACCAUCGGCACGGCCAUGGGCCUCGCGACCUCCCUCCAGAUGAUCGGGAUCGGUAUCGCCAAUCUUGUCGUCGGGCAGAUUCUGGGCACCAAGACCAGCGACACCAAGAUUCCGCUGUGGCGGUGGCAGAGGAUGAUGGUCUUCAUGUUGGCCAACACCAUCGCCUGCAUCGUCACCUCGGUGCUGCUCAACAUCGUCGAUCACAGACAGGGCGGGACUCUGAACAAGCUGACCAAAAGAUCGGCACAGGCGGAACGAGAGAGCGACGCGGCGUCGCUCUUGCGCGGAGAGGAAGUUGGGAGCGAUGAUGAGGGGGAGGCCGUGCCGCCAUCGCCCUCUGUCAAUUCCUGACU